AUGAAUGAUUUAUUGGAAGAGAGAGGAAAAACAAUCAACAAAAUAUUGAAAUAUAUGACAGAAAAUAAUUAUCUGGACGAAGAACUGUAUCUUUCGCUCAAGGUGCAAGAACUGGCAAAGAAUGUAUCGUGCGAUCGAGAGUUUGAUCUGGAACAACUCAAGAAAGGGGUGAAGCAGUCGAAAGAGUACGAAGAUCUAUUUGAAAACGAUAACAUUGUCGUGCAAAACGUUAAAACAGGUGAUAUGUGCUGUUUGACACAGAUGAAAAUCCGUGAGCGAUGGGAGAGUGUCUGCGGACAUGCUAUGGAACGAAAUGCAGUUUUAGGUUACAUGAAGAAGGACAAGAAUGCCAGGUGUCCUGUAAUAGGAUGCAAUAUGGUAUUAAGGGAAAGACGUGGUAAAUAGCAGGUAUAGUACAACUUUAUAAGUGCUGGUCAUCGUUGUUUGGAGGGAAUUUGUUUGUUAUUGAUAAAUGUCAUUUUUUUUGAACUGAGUUUGCAAUUUAGACUUAACUCUGUGUUUGUAAGAAAUGAUACUUGAUGCAAGGCACUGAGAAUGUUGCAGUGGUUAAUAACUUUUCUUGUUAAAGAUUGGAGUAAAUCAGAA
Molecule: messenger RNA, 606 nt
Organism: Vavraia culicis subsp. floridensis
Lineage: Eukaryota; Fungi; Microsporidia; Pleistophoridae
Exons: 1
Coding region: 1-405 (134 amino acids)
Molecular function (GO): zinc ion binding
Source: RefSeq, a predicted model, not a curated record